AUGCCGCCGAACCGCACGGCCGCCGCCUUCUCCGCGAAGCCUCCCGUGAAGAGCGACCGGGGGAAGCGGCCGAUGGGCGCCGGUUCACGGUUCAGGCCCGCGUGCACCACCCAGUCUCCCGACGCGCCGCCCUGCUUGACGAUCUUAAGGUUCAGGUUCUGCUUGGUGCCGCCGCCCUUGGGAUUGGGAGGGGAGACGUUCUGGAUCACGUCGCCGGGAGCUAUGGCUGCGCCUUUCUCCGCCUGGAAUCCGGCGCACCGGCGGUGCCUUGCCUUCCUUCGGCUCCUUGGCACUGUUUUGUGGGUGACACGGCAAAAUUUUCUCACUCGUGGACAAUACCCGGCCACUCCAAACCCUAACCCAGUUACGCCCCGAGAGGCCCAAACUUCUCCCCCACGCGCCGCCACAAGACAUCCUCCACCGGAUCCAGCCCUCCGGCUAUCACUUCACCGCCGCCACCUCAGAGGUCUUCUCGACGCCCGCGCCGCCACCCACAGGGGCCUCCUCAAUGCCCGUGUCGGCGCCCUCAGGGGCUUCCCCAGUGACCACGCUGCCGGCCCCCAGGGGCUCCCCGUCGACCGCGUUGCCGGCCCCCAGGGUCCUCCCGGCCAACCACGCCGCCGCCCCCAAGGGGAUCUACGUCUAUUCUCUCAGAUCCGUUCCUAUUUUCUUGCCUACACGGGAUCUAUUCCAAGGAAGGAAGGUUCAUACAGGAUGCUUCACAGGUGUUUGAUGGAAUUCCCAGGUGUUCGUACAUACUGCAUUCUCAAGUAUUCUGAGCAUGAUGCAAAGACAAAACAAAUUCGUAGCGGUGGGCACCUUACAAACUCAUCCUUUUGCAUUACUUCAGUUCAAAUUCAAGCGAACUUAGUUAACCUUUAGUGUAGUUAAAUAGAAGCCAUGUUGAGGUGUCAUUCAUUUGUAAGACUUCUGUGUACUAUUCAUUUUUCAUUCUAAUGCCAAUAACUUGAUGGAUUAACCUGAACUGUAUCAUACGAAUUGAUUUGAGGAUGCAUCUGAUUUGCAAUUAAAGACGAGUCUAAUUUUUUUU
Molecule: messenger RNA, 1051 nt
Organism: Sorghum bicolor (sorghum)
Lineage: Eukaryota; Viridiplantae; Streptophyta; Magnoliopsida; Poales; Poaceae
Exons: 4
Coding region: 1-882 (293 amino acids)
Source: RefSeq, a predicted model, not a curated record